UGUGUUUAUUAUUUAUAAAUAUCACCUUCUAUUAAAUCUAGGUCAGUGAUUCCAAAAUCAUAAUCCAAAAACCAAAAUCAUAAUCAAUAAUCAAUAAUCAUAAUCUUCUCUUGAGGCUCAACACCAAUCAAGUUUCUCUCUUUUCAGCACAAUCUUUAGGUUCUGUUUCUUAAAUACAAUUAUAAACUGUUGUUGGUGAUCACUAUGGCAUGUAGUUGCUGACCAAAAUGGUGACUCAAAAGCACUCCUCAAAACUCUACUGCUAAGCUCUUUCAGGAAUAACCUUUUCAUUUACAAUUACAUAGAUUCACUACUCUCUAUUCAAGAUGCAAUCGUCUCGGGAAGGACCGAAUUCAGCUGGUCUCAAUUUCUAUCACCAAACUGGUCAGGGAAUUUACCUACAAGGCAAUCUAUGUGUUGAUAGACAUGGUAGCAGCAGCCAGGGAACUGGUUUUUCUUUCGAAACUAGCAAGGAGCAAUGCUUCCCCCUAGAGUCAUAUCCAGAAAUUGUUGCUUUCAUGGAUUGUGAUUCCCCUUCCUAUGCCAGUGUAUCAUCUAACAAGAGUCCAUUUUCUCCGCAAGAUUCUCAGUCUUGUUAUUCAGAUCACCACCAGUCUUCUGACAACACAUAUGGAUCGCCGAUAAGUGGGAUGUCUAGUGUUGAUGAAGGCAAUGAUUUGAAACACAAGCUUAGAGAAUUGGAGAAUUCGUUAUUGGGGCCUGAUGAUUUCGAUAUUGUUGACAGUUAUGGAAGCAGCAUGGAGGCUAGUCUCCACGGUGCAUGUCCUUCACCUAAAUAUAAUUGGGAUCUGAUUGCCGAAAAUAUUCCAAAGCUUGACUUGAAAGAAGUCCUCUUGCUAUGUGCACAAGCUGUGUCUGAUGGUGAUAUUCCAACGGCAAAAGGCUGGAUGGAUAAUGUGUUGGUGAAGAUGGUGUCGGUAGCCGGAGAACCAAUCCAGAGGUUAAGUGCUUACUUGUUGGAAGGGCUUAGAGCAAGGUUGGAAUCGUCCGGAAUCUUGAUCUACAAGGCCUUGAAAUGUGAACAACCAACAAGCAAAGAGCUAAUGAGUUAUAUGCACACACUGUAUCAGAUUUGCCCAUAUUUUAAAUUUGCAUACAUAUCUGCAAAUGCUGUUAUUCAUGAAACAAUGGCAAAUGAAUCCCGGAUUCAUAUAAUCGAUUUCCAAAUUGCACAGGGCACGCAGUGGCAUUUACUUAUUCAAGCUCUUGCACACAGACCUGGCGGACCCCCUUUUAUUCGUGUAACAGGUGUUGAUGAUUCCCAAUCAUUUCAUGCUCGCGGUGGAGGACUUCAGAUUGUAGGGCAACGGCUUUCAGAUUUCGCCAGAUCUUGCGGAGUUCCGUUUGAGUUCCAUACUGCUGCAAUGUCUGGUUGCGAAGUUCAUAAGGAGAAUCUUAGCAUUAGGCCCGGGGAAGCCCUUGCUGUAAAUUUUCCUUAUAUUUUGCACCACAUGCCUGACGAGAGUGUGAGCAUAGAGAAUCAUAGAGACAGAUUGCUGAGAUUGGUUAAAAGCUUGUCUCCAAAGGUUGUUACCCUCGUUGAGCAAGAAUCCAACACCAAUACUUCUCCUUUCUUUCAUAGGUUUGUCGAGACAAUGGAUUAUUACACAGCUAUGUUUGAAUCAAUCGAUGUUGCUUGCGCCAAAGACGAUAAGAAGCGGAUUAGUACCGAGCAGAACUGCGUUGCACGGGACAUCGUCAACAUGAUAGCCUGCGAGGGGAUUGAGAGGGUUGAGAGGCAUGAACUUUUUGGAAAGUGGAGGAUGAGAUUUUCCAUGGCUGGAUUUAAACAAUGCCAAUUGAGUUCUUCAGUGAUGCAUUCUGUCGAAAAUAUGUUGAAGGACUUCAAUCAAAACUACAGACUAGAACAUAGAGACGGCGCUCUUUAUCUUAACUGGAUGAAGAGAGCUAUGGCCACUUCUUCUGCUUGGAGGUGAAACUGACCCUUUUAUUUUUUGCCUCCUUUUUGACAUGUACUUUAGUAUAGCAUAAUGCAUGGUAUCCUAAGUUUCUUCAUAGUAGUAUAAACUUUGAGAUUUAGCUCUAUUAUUACUCUACAUGUACCUUUUAGCAGGUUAUUCUGUAGUCUGAAGACUCUCAAAACUUAUUGUAAAUGGCAAUACUGAAAUGAAAGAAAUUGUGAGAUUUACUAUAGUACUCAUUUUUGUUUCUUUGUUUAA
Messenger RNA from Vicia villosa (hairy vetch), 2201 nucleotides. RefSeq names its product scarecrow-like protein 13. Gene Ontology annotation, molecular function: DNA-binding transcription factor activity; sequence-specific DNA binding. Gene Ontology annotation, cellular component: nucleus. Gene Ontology annotation, biological process: regulation of DNA-templated transcription. Lineage: Eukaryota; Viridiplantae; Streptophyta; Magnoliopsida; Fabales; Fabaceae. The record is from RefSeq and is a predicted model, not a curated record. The coding region runs from base 327 to 1958 and encodes 543 amino acids. The transcript has 2 exons.